Molecule: messenger RNA, 1236 nt
Organism: Striga asiatica
Lineage: Eukaryota; Viridiplantae; Streptophyta; Magnoliopsida; Lamiales; Orobanchaceae
Source: the annotation of a GenBank genome assembly
AUGAGGCUCACGUGCAGCGUAGCCAUACUCAGCCCGGGACAUAUCCUCCUACCAAUCCCAAACGGUAUCAUCUUCACCCCCGUUAUUCCCGUCAUAUCCGCCUCCUCCCGACCCGACAAAAACCUCUCCGGGUCAAACCUCUCCGGGUCAGACCACAGAGUCGGGUCAUCCGAUAUCCCCGGAAGAAAAAACUCCACAUUCGCAUCCGUCGGGAUAUCAUACCCUCCUAGCGUGGUAGGCUCCGUCACAGCAAGCUCCUUUACAAACGCGUUGAGGUACGGCAUCUUCUCCAAAUCCCCUUCUUCCACCUUUUUUUCCCCGACCACUAAUCGGAUCUCGCUGGCGACCCGAUUCUGGAUCGCUGGAUUCUCGAUCAUCCUCGCAAUCGCCCAUUCAACGGCGGUGGCCGUGGUGUCGGUCCCGCCGUUGAGAAACUCCGAGCAGAGGGUCACGAUUUCUGGAUCUGUCGGCCCAGAUUUGCGUCCCUCGAUUUCCAGAUCAAAGAGAGUGUCGAGAUACGAGAAUGUCUGGUCGUUGGAGUUGCGGAUGGCCUCGCGGCGCUUCUCGAUUAGCGGGACAAGGGUUUGGAUCUGCUGGUGCCUCACACUCUGCACCUUCUUCCACUGUUUGGGGAAGAAGAGGGCGAGGGAGGUAAUCGUCGAGGCGGGGAUCGAGGACCAUGAGCACGGAUUUCAUCAUCUGAUCCACGCGGUCGAUUGUCUUUUCGUCCAUCUCCACCCCGAAGCACAUUCCCAGGAGUAUGCAGAAGACGGCGAACCGGGCGUUUUUGAGAACGGCGACGGCGCCGCCGCCGAGGGCGGCGUCGUGGCGGAGGCGGGCGACGAGUUUGUCCAUGGCGGCGGUGCGGAGGGCGCGGAAGCCGCGGAGGCGGGCGGGGGCGAGCAUGUUGUGGACCAUGUUGCGGCGGAGGGAGCGCCAGACGGGGCCGUAGAGGGCCGCGUUGACGGUGAACUUGUUGCAGCUGAAGAUGGCGCGGGUGGGGUUCUCGCGGGGGCGGCUGGCGAAGACCUGGCCCUUGUCGAUGAGGGCCUCGCGUGCGAGGUGGGCGCCGCUGACCACGAUCAUGGUGCGGGUGCCCAUGCGGAGGGUGAGGAUGGGGCCGUAGCGCGGAAUGAGGUGGUCGCGGACGUAUUGGAAGAAGGGGAUGCCGGAGCCGGCCACCUGGAGGAGGUUUCCGACCACAGGGUAGCCGGGGGGGCCUGGGGGGAGAUUUAG